AUGAUAGAUGAUAAGUUAACAUUUGAACCUAUAACUCCAAUCUCACAAGAAUUUAGAUCUUUUUCACCUAGUUCAUCUAUUUAUCCAUCUAUUGCAUCAUUAAAUCAACAUGAAAAUGAAAACGAACAAAUUCAUAACGAAGAUCAACUUCAAGUUCAGAAUAAUGAAUCAAUUGAAGAACCGAUUGAAAACGAUGACAACAAAAAUGACAGUGGAAUCAAUCACCCACCAAUAAAUGAACUAAAUCAUAGCACAACAAAUCAUUCAAACAGUUCAUAUUCACAAUAUGAAUAUUAUAAUAUUUUUAAAAAUUCAUUAGAUUUAUUUCAAUUUUUCCAAAACUCCAAAAAUUCAAAUCAUGAAUAUUUGAAUUCAAAAAUUAAUCAAUAUAAUCCAUAUCGAGAUUUUCUAAUUUUUAAAAUUCAAAUUGAUGAAUUCAUUGAUUGUAUUAAGUAUUUGAAUAAACAAAAUAAACUUUUAAAACAGGACCAAUCAUUCGAAUAUAGAGAAACAAUUAACGGAGUCCCUUUUAAAUCUAAAGAUGAUAUAAAUAAUACAACAGUUGGCUCAAGUUAUAUUUCAAACUCACAUUGCAAAUUUAUGGAGCAAUAUAAAUGUUACAAAUAUUAUAAAAAUUAUUUUGAAUUAUCAACUGAUUCAUUCAAUUGUAAAUCAAAUCAUAUUCAAAAUGAAUCAAAACAAGAUCAAAAUUUAAAUUCAUUUAAAAAUUUUAUUGAUUUUUACUUAUUUUUCAAAGAGUUUAAAAAUUCAAACUAUAAUUAUUUAAGAUCAAAAAUUUUAAAUUUCAACAAGGAUCAAGAUUUCAUUAUAACAAGGGUCCAAAUUGAAGAAUUUAUUGAAUUCACUGAGUAUAUUUUUGAAUUUUCAGAAAAGGCAAAAAGAAAUCAACUUUUAAAUCAAUAUAAUGAUUAUAAUAAUCAAUCUUUAAGUCAAGUUACUGAUAAAAAUAGUAUAAGCGGGUCAAGUGAUUCAAGUUAUGGGAUUGAGGAAGUUGAGUUGAGUGAUAAUGAUUUAAGUUUAAAAGUUUAUCCUUCUCAGAAAAUUGAUUAG
Molecule: messenger RNA, 1071 nt
Organism: Lodderomyces pseudojiufengensis
Lineage: Eukaryota; Fungi; Ascomycota; Pichiomycetes; Serinales; Debaryomycetaceae
Exons: 1
Coding region: 1-1071 (356 amino acids)
Source: RefSeq, a predicted model, not a curated record